AUGGCACUGAAACGCACUGAGGAAGAGGAAGGGGUUUUUGAAGAUUUGGGUAUAACUGAUGAAGACAUGGAAAAAUCCUACUUGGCUGCAUUCCUUGCUUGCUGGUUGUGCAAAUUUGUAUUUCCCAAAGACGAUGUCACUUUGAUCAGACCAGGGGUUUUCAAAGUUGCCAGUCGAAUGGCACACGGUGUAUCUAGUGUAGAUGUUCCAGUAUUGGCCAACAUUUACAAGGGGCUGCAAGAUAUUUCUAGUGCAGAUGAUCCAGGAAAUUGCACAACUGUUCUACCUUUCCAUUAUGUGUAUGGGUGGUUGGGCGAAUACUUCGACACACACUUCACAUCAUCUUCCAAGAAGUCCAUUCCUAUCAUGGCAAGGUUCUCAGGAAGACUUUCGGCGAAAUUUUUUGAAGACUCAAUAGCUCGAGCUUUGUUCCGGACUUAUGGUAAAGUGGAAAUGAGUCAUCUGGCAAGAGUAUUUUCAGAAUGCAAACAACUGACUGAUGAAGAUCAUAUUUCUAAAGAAGACUUUGAGUAUUUGAUAUGUCUUCGUUCGAGAUUCGUUUCUCUACGACAAGAAAACUACGGAGUCAUCCAACCUUAUAGCUCACACCGGUUCAGCAGACAAUUUUGUUAUGUACAACAUGUGCCAAGAGAACUUAAAGAUGACGUCCGGAAUGGGACUAUUGGCAGUGCAUCUACAAUAACCCUACCCACUAAGGACAAUAUCCGGGAGUUUGAGGUCACAUUCGAUUAUGUUAUUUGGUGGUCGAAGGUUCAUCGCUUUGACUUGACGAAAUCAAAGACAAUUUCAAUUGUAGGCAAGUCGUCGUCGCUUUCUCAGCCAAAAUCUUUUAAGUCUCAAGGCAACGAAACUUUAGCUCAUGAUAAACUCACCCGUGGUAGAGCGCUCCAAGUUCAUCCAGAAGUUGAAGGUAGUUAUACUACUCCUGUGCCUCGAGUUCAACAGCCACUUCCAGUUGAUGAAGAUUUCAUUCCCCUUGGUCGACGAAUUCGCCGUUUGAAGCGAGGGCAUAUAAGCAACAAUGAAGACAGUGAAGUGAACUUUAGGCAUAAGAAGACAAGCGUCGAACCUUUUUAUUGCGAUCUAGACACGACAUACCCACUUGAUGACACAUUCUUUUGUGAUGUACCCGCUAUUUCACAACCAGUUCUAAAGAACGAGGGAGAAGUAGUACAUCAUGUUCCUACUAUGUUCGAGCUCGUGUCAUUCAACCAUUUGCCUAUCGAAGGAGAAAAUGAUACUUUGCACCUGAUAAGUGGUUGA
This is a messenger RNA of Prunus armeniaca (apricot), 1284 nucleotides long. NCBI's taxonomy places the organism in Eukaryota, Viridiplantae, Streptophyta, Magnoliopsida, Rosales, Rosaceae. The record is from the annotation of a GenBank genome assembly.